Messenger RNA from Perca fluviatilis (European perch), 2365 nucleotides. RefSeq lists its product as uncharacterized. The coding region runs from base 204 to 860 and encodes 218 amino acids. NCBI's taxonomy places the organism in Eukaryota, Metazoa, Chordata, Actinopteri, Perciformes, Percidae. The transcript has 5 exons. The record is from RefSeq and is a predicted model, not a curated record.
GAUGUGACGUCAUGGUCGUAGAGGAGAUUGUAGGCUACCAUAUCCCGUAAUGCUGCUCGUUAACGUAGAUGUUUGGUGAGGCUUAUUACAAGCUGCGGGGAUGGCCAACUGUGAGUGAAUGCAGCCGCCUCAGGUGAACAGAAAGCGGGAUAGAGACAGUCACAAUACAGGCCUAAACACACCAUCCACCGAGCUCCACAAAUAUGGAUCUAACUUUUGUAUUAUCCGCUGUUAUCUUCACUCUUCUCGCGAUUGUGGUCGCAACGUCGCUAUUUAACGUCUCGUCGCCUACAGUCGACUUUGCAAGUUAUUUCGGAAACAGAGGAGACGGUGCAGCCGGGGGAUUAGAUCAAACGAAGCAGAAUGGCUAUUUACCGGACAAGAAGAAGAAGAAGAAGGAGGAGGAUGACUGGUGUGAGAUCAGCGGGAGCACGCAUGAUCACUGGGAUGUAGUGAAAUCUGUGCUUUCAGAGGAGGCAAAUCCCCACCCUCACACUGAAGAACUGGCAACACCAGUUGAGCACUCCUCCUCCACAUCCAGCCUGUGCGUCCCCAGGCCUGGAUGUAGGCAUAUGAGUUUAGAGGUAGACUCGGCAUCCAAGGCCUCGUCGGGGGCGAGCCGUAGGUCAUUCAUUGGGCUCUCUGAUAAGGAGCUCCUAAAGUGUGCUUUCUCAUACCCCCAGACUGAAGGAGCCACAGAGAGCCCAGGGAUCAACGAUAACGAGGAAUCAAAUGCAAAUGAUUCCUUGAAGUACGUCCCUGGAAAGGCGCGAUCCCACCACUUGCAAAUGAUGAUGUCAGCAGAUGAGCUGGAGGAGGAGCAGAGGAUACACUCCAGCACAGACUUUAACUGUCUGUAAGCCUGAAAAAGGAGCAAAUAUGUGUUUGCAGUGAUUUUUGGCCUCGUCAUCUCUUUUCCUCAAGUGGCCAUGAAGCGACCGACACAUCCCACUUACCCACCUCCCACUGCCCCAUCAUUCCACAUUGUUCAGCGUGUGAUUCUCAGGCGUCGCAGCAGGUGUUGAUUGUGUGUCCAGUCGUCACCUCUGACAGAAGAGUGUUAGUUAAUCCUCUCAGGACUCUUCUCUGUUGUGCCACAAGGAGACACUGUGACUUGUGCUGACAUGGCAGUCACUUCCAAAACUAUUCAAUCACACUGGAAUAGAGAGGGUGAGGGUAAAAUUGGGCAUUUGUGCUUUGAUAUGAGUAAUACAUCUUGUAAUAUGUGAUUUCAGGAGGACAGACAACUGGGGGAAUAUUCAUGUCAGAGUAUUUUACAAUAGCAGCACUGAUAGAGGACCUGCUUGCCUUGUAUUUAAUGUAUUUAAUUUGGCUAAUGUGUUACCAAUAAUUAAAAUAAAUAAAACGUUUUUAAAUACUGGAAAAGACCUUUCACUCACAUCAAGUUAAUGAUGGUCAUGUAGCUUAUCUUUAUCAGCAUUCCUUGCUGUGAAUGUGAAUGAUUCACUUUUAAUUGUCAAGUAAGGCUAGAUAAGCCCUUAUUGAUCCCCAAAAGGGAUAUUCAGAAGUUGCAUUAGCACAAAAACAGAAAUAAAUGCAGAUAAAUAGAGAAAGUAAAAAAAUAAAUACGAGGUUUAUAAAACUAAGAUGUAUUUGAUGUAAAAAUAUAAACUAUACAAAGGAAAUUAAAGACGAAAUACCAAGACAAAAGUGUUUGUGAAAUUGUGAAAUUUGCAGAGAAGUAUUUUAUUUAAAUUUUUCAAUAUUCCCAUUUGUCCACUGGGGGUCGUGCUGUCCUAGUAGCAGGGUCCAUGCUGAAUACACUAUUUUAGAUCCCACAUGCUUACAUACAUACACACUGUCAAGCGUAGGCUACGGUUUGUGCAGGAGUCGCCGGCGUAAAUGUCUUUGUCAAAAAGGAGAAAAAUAGACAGAGUGUUGUAAAACAAGAGUGACCACUUCCUAUUACAUCAGAGUUAAAUGGGACCAGUGUUCUUGGUGUGUUAUUUAGUGAGUUUUGGAGGUGCUGCAAGACUGGAAGUAUUUUGAGACUGUUGGACAGAGCCAGGCUAGCUAUUUCCAGUCUUUAUGCUAAGCUAAGCUAAAUGGCUGCUGGUAGUAGCUUAAUGUACCGUACAGACAGGAGAGUGGUAUCAUUCUUUUCAUCUAACUCUCUGCCAGAAAGCGAUGAAGCAUGUUUCCCAAAAUGUCAAACUAUUCCUUUAAAAUCUCUAUUGUAUUAUAUGUAUUUAUUUGGUUCAUCCUUGUAUAUUGAAUAUGUACCUACUUAGUUUAUCUUUUGACAUUUUGUUUACAAUUGGAAAAGCUCAGUACUAACUAGUAAUUACAAGAGCUGACUUUCCCUAAUGGACGCUGGGUGGAGCUCAGAUUUGUGUUUUUUUUU